AUGGUCAACGAAGCUGCCAAUCAACCUUCAUGUGAUAACUCGAUUAAAUCGAAUUAUGUAGCUAAGACCGUGGAGGCCCCUGUGACCUCGACAUCUAGUUCUGUCCAAACUCUACCAAAUUCAUUAAACUCUAAUAAUAAUAAUAUAGUAAAGUCUGAAAUAUUAACUGUUAAUGAAAAUAAGAAUCUGGGACCUGAUAUUGCUGCAGAAUCUAGCGAAACGCCUAUAGUGUCAGCAAUAUCAGAUAGUCCUGUUAUAGUGCCUAAAAUGACUACAAACAUUAAGCAACUCCAAAAAAAUAGUGAUCAGACUGUGCAGUCUUUAGUUCUAGAUACAAAUAAGAAUGUACCACCUAAUAAGCAUUUUAAACAAGUCAGACAUGUGCCUCAAGUCGAUGAAGUAGAAAAGCCUUCGGAUAAUAUAAAUGUUGCCCCCGUAACAAUAGUAACGGUAGCGCCAGUUACCGCAACCGCAACAGUAGUUGCGUCUACAGUGCCUGUACCUUUGCAAACCACUGCAUCAAUUAUAACGCCUACGCCCGUGCCUACCCUUAUGCCCGCUCCUCAACCACAGAGAAUAAGGGAACCCAGGGAAAGACUCAAAUCAGAAGAUAAAGAAAAAGCUAAAGAAAUAGAAACAAAGGAUAAAGAGAACCGUGCCUCGUCCAUUAAACCUAAUGGACCUACACCGUCAAUAGUGAGUAGUUCAAUUGGUAGCUUACCGGAAGCUAAUAACCCUUCAACUAGUCAAAAUAAUCAAGUAAUAGGUGUGGAACCAACAAAAAAGCAUAUAGCACUAAAGCAAUCCACCCCAGCUCCUGAAAUAAAACCUCCUGUGGUUCUAGAAACUAAUAUUGAAGCUGUUGUCAAGAGCGAGCCCAUAAUUGAAACUCCACCCACUGCUACGCAGUUGCUAUCAGCUAGUAUCGAGAAAGUUGCUAAGGAGCAGAAUUCAGCUCAUCAAAAGGCAACAGAAGUUAAAGAAGCAUCAAGUGCGAUUGAAGCCCAAGCUAAAUUAACACAGAGUAUAUCAAGUGUAUUACGCACCACACAACCAGACACAAAGAUGAAAGAUAUUAACCUUAAUAUCAAGGCCACAGAUCCUGAUUCUGCAAACGGAAACACUAACGAAGUUACUAAAACUGAGACUGUAAAAGAUGAUAUCAAUAAAAAUGAGAAGGUGACAAAAAAUUCUAAGAAAAAACCUGCAAUUAAAACGCCACAUAAUGAUGUUAAUAUCGAAAAAACUGAGUCAUGUGAGAAUGGCAAAAAUGAGACUGAUAAAGUAGAUAAUAUAGAAACAGAAAAAACACAAUUACCCAAUGAAGAAGUAGCUUCACCUAGUAUGUCACUGCCUGAAGAGGAAAAAGCUGCAAAGGAAUCACCUGCCGCUAUUUUCACACCGAAAUACAAAUAUGGGGAAGAUCAAUGGUCUCCACUAAAUACUGCUGGUAAAAAAUGUUAUGAUAUUGACUUGCUCAAGCAAAUCAAAGAUGAUCCUCUAUCUAAAAAUAAACCCAAUGUUCCAUUAUUGGAGCAAUGGAACGUCAUUAGGACCACACCUAUGCAAGAGCCGCCAUCGUUUACACCUAACUUGAGGCCUAUGAAUGACUCACUUUUUCCACCAUUUGCCAAAGGUGCUGGUAUGGGUUCAAGAAACAAUAUACCAAGAGAUGCUAAAAAGGACUCAAGGAAUAUGACACCUAGUGGUAAGGGAAGUGUGAAGUUAACACCAAAUACUGGUGGUAAUAGUCCACAUAAACCAGUUAUCCAUGUGUCAUUGUCUUUAAGAGAAGAAGUAAAAUUAAAUGAGGUGGAUUCAGCAUGGAAGCCUACCAGAUUCCGCAAGGAUAACAUUACUGAAGAAGAACAGCGAACGCAGGAGUUGUAUAAGAAGUUCAGGGGUAUUUUGAAUAAGUUAACUCCCCAGAAGUUUGAUACUUUGCUUGAUAGAGUGAAACACUUGGAGAUCAAUAACCAGAAGCGGUUAGAAGGUGUCAUUGAUCUGGUGUUUGAGAAAGCUAUUGAUGAGCCUAACUUUUCUGAAGCGUAUGCUGCAAUGUGUAAUAAAUUGUCUGUUCUCAAGGUACCUGCUGAUAACCCAACAACACCAGAUCAGUGUGUGAAUUUCAGGCCACUUAUUAUUACCAAGUGUCAAAAUCAAUUUGUGACAGAUAAAAUUGAUGAGCAAGUAUUGAAGUUAGAAAAAGAGUUAGCUGAAUGUACAGAUCCUGCAAAGAAAAAAGAAAUUGCAUUGAUGAUAGAUGAAGAAAAUAGAAGAGCAAGAAUGAGGUCUGUUGGCAAUGUUAGAUUUAUUGGUGAGCUAUAUAAGUUGAAAAUGUUGAAACCUAAAAUAAUGGAUUAUUGCAUGAAGCACCUAAUAGAAAAAUUAGAAGAAGAAAAGCUAGAGUGCUUAUGUAAAUUGCUUACAACAAUUGGUAAGCAAGUGGAAAGUGAGGGAAGUAGCCAAAUCGAUAAUAUUUUCAAGAAAAUGCAGGAAAUAGUUAACGACAGAAAAUCUAAUAAAAUCAGCAGUCGUGUCAGGUUUAUGCUUCAAGAUGUAAUUGAGCUGAGGAAACGAAAAUGGGUUGCUAAGACUGUAAUAGAUUCUCAACCGAAAAUGAUGGAUCAGAUUCAGAAAGAAGCUGAACAGCAACAACGUCACAUUGAGCUGAUGAAUGCAUGCCCAAUUGGAGGAUACCGUGGUCGAGAAGAAGGUGGCCGUGGAAAGCGUGGUGGCGAUAAUCGUAGACAAAAUUCGAACAAUGCAUUUAUGGAUAACGCUUGGAAAUCGUCGUCAAGAACUCCUGUAGAUACCUUAAAAUUAAAGUCAGUUACACAAAAGAACCUUACUAACAUCAAGCUGGCUCCUCACAACUCGUCAUGGAACCAUGGUUCAGGUAUUAAGAACACUUCCCAAGUGAGUAGUAGUUCGACUAUCAGCCUCUCUAAAAAUAUGUAUAGUGUGCUUGAAAAUGCCCAAACUGAUCCUACGACACUCAGAGGUAACAGAGACAUGACGCCUAGCUAUCACUCGAAGGGUGCUUCUAUAGAAAGGUCUACAUUUAACUCAAGAGGUGAUUUCACAAGCGGUGGUGGCAGUCGCUCUGGGUCUGUAGGUGUGGCCCGCUCUAAUUCAGGAACACGUAGCACGAGUGCGGCACCAUCUACGCCUCCGAUCACUAACGAACCACCAGCGCCAAUGCCCGCGCCCGCUCCCAUUCCUCAGGAACCUUUGCCAGAGGCGAAAAAGAAGUCUGUCAAGUCAAUGAUAGACCUCAGCCUUAUUAACCCGAAUGAUGAUGAAAUUGUUGCUGAAGUGAAGCAAUUAUUCCCAGUUCAGUACCAUGCGGAUGUAGUAAGCGAAAUACUUGAGAUUGCCAUGGAAAAGGGAGCAAAGGAGUAUGGAAUGAUAGCUAAGUCAUUGCUUUACUUAGUUUCUACAAACACAAUAUCAAUUGAUAAUUUUGUAGCAGGAAUAAAGAAUAUUCUAGAAUGUGCUCCAGAUUUAUACAUAGAUAUACCAAUGUUAUAUGACAACUUAGGAAAGCUUAUAACACCACAAAUAGAAAAGAAGCGUAUCACGUUUCUAGAGUUCUAUAGACUUUGUGAUAACAUUAUUGCUGCUAAUCAAGGACACCUUAUGUUAAAAGCUAUUGUUAAAGAAUUAAAAGAAACAAUGGGUCCUUCCUUCAUGAAAAGCAAAUGGCAAGAAUCUGGGCUUCAGUUCAGCCAAUGGAUGAAUGAAAAACAGGUGGCAAAAUGGAUAGAAGAUAAUAAGUUUGAAUUCUUGGAAGGAGACUCUAAGACGUGUGAGGAAGCGAAAAAAAUAUUGUCGCCUAGUCAGACUCAACAUAAAUUAAAUCAACUUAUGAAUACUGAUGAAAGCUGUGACUGCAUAAAAGGAUGGGUAAAGGAUAAGUUUGGUAAGUCUUCGAAUGAGGAUUGGUUCAUGCGAGCGUUAAUCCAAGCCAUCUGCGAACAUGCACUCUUUGGACCUGACACACAUGAUGUGCCUCAUUUUAAUCAAGAUCGCAUGAACAAGUAUGCUAGUCUCAUACACGACUUUGGCGAGACAAAACAGUCGAGAGAAGCAAGCUGUUUAUUUGGAAUACAACAGCUAAUACAUAGGCUAGAACAUCCACAAGGGUUAACCUUGGAAAUAUUCCAAUAUUUGCAUGAACAAUACAUAAUAUCCCUAGAAGGUUUUCUUGCGUGGGAGGCAUCGGAUAAGGAGCCAGAAGGCAAAGGUGUGAUGAUGAAGGCCUUGACCUCGUUCUUCACAAACAUUAAGGAGGCCGACAAUGAGGACUCUUGUAGUGAGGACUGA
Messenger RNA from Arctia plantaginis, 4329 nucleotides. The record is from the annotation of a GenBank genome assembly. NCBI's taxonomy places the organism in Eukaryota, Metazoa, Arthropoda, Insecta, Lepidoptera, Erebidae.